GUCAUGGCUGGUGCAGAAAGUGAUGGCCAAUUCCAGUUCACUGGUAUUAAAAAGUAUUUCAACUCUUACACUCUCACAGGUAGAAUGAAUUGUGUAUUGUCCACAUAUGGAGGCAUUGCUUUGUUGGUUUUAUACUUCAAAUUAAGGUCUCAAAAAACCCCAGCUGUGAAAGCAUCAUAAAUGGAUUUUGAAAUGUCUAACCUCAUCUGUAAAGUCCCAUGCCUGAA
Molecule: messenger RNA, 227 nt
Organism: Mesocricetus auratus (golden hamster)
Lineage: Eukaryota; Metazoa; Chordata; Mammalia; Rodentia; Cricetidae
Product: ATP synthase membrane subunit DAPIT, mitochondrial
Exons: 1
Coding region: 4-180 (58 amino acids)
Source: RefSeq, a predicted model, not a curated record